CUGGUGAGACUGGAGAAAGGAGCCCACACGGAGGGCGGGAAGGAGGCGGAAGGAGGAGAGAAGCCAAGAGCCAGGGCGGGGCGGUCGGUCAGGUGAAAACCAUUCUUCCUCCCCGGGCUGUCCCGAGCUGGCUCCCACGGUGUUCGGAAUCUUUGUCCUCACGCCGACACCGGGGAAGCUCGGAUGAGGAGCCUUAGAUCUCCAAGCCUCAGUUUCCCCCUAUUGGCAUGAAGCUUGCGGUGAAGGUGAUCUGCGAUGCGCGGUGGCCACUAAGUGGGUAGUCGUCUAUCACCAUAGUUAAAGUAAGAGAGUUCGUGUUGCUAGCCAAGCUUCGGAGGCUUUGAGGGCCUACCGACGCCAUGCGGACGCCCCGGCCGCGCCUCGACGUGAUCCUCGUCCUGGCCAUGGCUUCCAUCUCACUGCUGCUCCUGUCUCACGUGUCACCGCCCGGCUGCCCCGCACUGGAGAGGCCCGCGGAGCCCCAGGAGUUCGCCACGUGGGCCCCGAACCCUCCGCGCGCGGCCUCCGCCCCGUGCCUGGCCAACCUGUCGAUGGCGGAGCACCCGGACUUCAGCGCGCUGCCCGCGCACGUGCGCGACUUCCUGCUGUACCGACACUGCCGCGACUUUGCGCUGCUGCGGGAGCCGCCGGCCGCCAAGUGCGCGCGGCCAGUGUUCCUGCUGCUCGCCAUUAAGUCGUCACCCGCCAACUAUGGUCGCCGCCAGGUGCUGCGCCGCACGUGGGCGCAGGAGCGGCAGGUACACGGGGCGCCGCUGCGCCGCCUCUUCCUCGUGGGCAGCGAUCGCGACCCUCGAGAGGCCCGUAAGUUCAGCCGGCUGCUGGAGCUGGAGGCGCGGGCGUACGGUGACAUCGUGCAGUGGGACUUCCACGACUCCUUCUUCAACCUCACGCUUAAGCAGGUCCUCUUCCUGGAGUGGCAGCGGACUCGCUGCCCCGACGCCAGCUUUGUUCUCAAUGGGGACGAUGACGUCUUUGCGAACACGGACAACAUGGUCACCUACCUGCAGGGCCGUGACCCGGACCGCCACCUCUUCGUGGGUCACCUGAUCCAGAACGUGGGCCCUAUUCGCUCGCCCUGGAGCAAGUACUUCGUGCCCAAGCUGGUGACCGCUGACGAGAGCUACCCGCCGUACUGCGGCGGCGGCGGCUUCCUGCUGUCGCGCUUCACCGCGGCCGCGCUGUUUCGCGCCGCGCGCGACCUCCCGAUCUUCCCCAUCGACGACGUGUUCCUGGGCAUGUGUCUGCAGCAGCAGGGCCUGGCGCCCGCUUCGCACGACGGGGUGCGCACGGCGGGGGUGCACGCCCCUAGUCCCCGCCUGUCCUCCUUCGACCCCUGCUUCUACCGGGGGCUGCUCCUCGUGCAUCGCUUCCUGCCCUUCGAGACGCUGCUGAUGUGGGACGCGCUGAGCCAGCCCCAGCUCUCCUGCGGCAAGCAGAGCACGGUCUCCUGAGACGCUGGGGUGGUCAGCAUCCCCCCCCCCCCCCCGCCCCGGUUCCUGUCCCCACCCUCGAGCGGUGUCAGGGCAGGUCUGAGGAGCCGGUAAGCUUCAAAACCCUCUCGGUACUGCUCACCGUGACAGGCUCUGGGUUGAACAAGUAUGAACUAAGGAGAAUUGCUGCGGCCACGGCCCAACUCGGAGCUCCUGGUGUCAGGUUCCGGCCUUGCCCCGAGCCUCUGCCUCCGCAGGUCCCCAAGGAAGUGAGGCAGGGGAGCGAGAAGGAUCUUGACUUGGCCGCAGUGGUGUUCCCCAAGGAUUGGGGGAAUAGGGAUAAGAGUGGUCCUGUGUCCCACAGACGGGUGACGGGAAAUAAAGUCUGUGGAAGGCUGAA
Messenger RNA from Myodes glareolus (Bank vole), 1851 nucleotides. RefSeq names its product UDP-GlcNAc:betaGal beta-1,3-N-acetylglucosaminyltransferase 3 (gene B3gnt3). Lineage: Eukaryota; Metazoa; Chordata; Mammalia; Rodentia; Cricetidae. Gene Ontology annotation, cellular component: Golgi membrane. Gene Ontology annotation, molecular function: N-acetyllactosaminide beta-1,3-N-acetylglucosaminyltransferase activity. The record is from RefSeq and is a predicted model, not a curated record. Gene Ontology annotation, biological process: poly-N-acetyllactosamine biosynthetic process; protein O-linked glycosylation.